AUGCGAAUGUCAAGUAUCCUGGGAUACGAGAGCUCGAUAUUACCACUAAUCUGCGUCUGUUCGCUCGCUGUCCUCGCGUGGAACGUUUUGCUGGUCGUGUCGAGCGUCCGGAGGUUGUUAUCGAUCUACGAGGUGAACAAGUCGAGAAGAAGGUGGAAGAAAUCGACGUCGGAUCAUCUGGUACCGGGAAGCGUCUCGUGGCGCGGAGGAAAUCAAUUAUUGACCAGAUCUGCUUUGCAUAGGCGACCGGAGUUCCAGCCUUGCACAGUCAAACGUCUACUCGAGGAGAUCUUUCAAGAUAUUCGUGCAUCAUUCUGGAAGAAUUUGAAAAGUCGUUUGGAAAAGCGAAAGAAGCGUCGUUAUGAUUCCAUCUCGAUAGAAAUCACCGGGGCGAAUAUUAGAAACGAUAUGGACGUUUAUUUAGAUAGAAGCUCGAACGACGACGUCACUCUCGAAACGAAUUUCGACGCAGCAGCCGAUAAAUUAAAAAACGUGGAAGCGUGGACGAGCGAGGGAAAGAAUUCACAGUACGAUGCAACGUUCCAAGAAAGCUGCGCAACAUCCUCGUCGAAAUUUAUAGAUUGGUCCGAGGGCAAACUCAGCGAGUACGCUAUGAUGAAAAACGUUGCCGUGGUUCCAGGAGUGGAAAGAUAUGCAGAGGACGCGUUUGCUCGUGAGAACGAGAAUACGUGCCCGAACAACAACGAGGUUCGUUCGUCGUAUAAAUUCGAGGCGCAUUUAGAAAUUGGAAGGGACGGCGAACAUUCGCAGCAACGUUUGGCAAAUUUCGAGAUGAGAAAUGAAAUACCUUCGGAGACGACGGCGAGUCGUUCCCUGGCGGAGAAGUUUCUCGUUUCGAUCUUGCAAGAGGACGUCGCGUUCAUGAAAAAUUCUCAGCAACUUCCGAACGAAAAGGUAGUUGAUUUCGAGAUGGAUGCAUCGAAGGAAACCGCUCGUGCAUCGAAAGGAUUCGCGGAGGUGGAACAGAAAGAAAAUGAAAAUCCUGCGAAGGUAGCUGAUACGUUCGAGGAAUUUUCGUUCUGCGAGGCAACGGGUAAGGAUGACGAUGCGCGUACGCGGAAGGACGAUUAUUUCGACGAACAGUUUGGAAUAGACCCAAAAAGCGAGGCAAAUUGUACGGAAGAAAAAUCUGCGUUUCAUUGGAGCAAGAGUGCGAUAUCUCGAAGCAAAGAUGAAGAGGAAGACGUUGGAUCGUCUCCAAAGAAGAAUUCGACGAGGAACGAGGAUAGAAGAACGGAAUCUACGAUUUUCUUUAGCCGAUCACGCGCCACCAGUUCCGGCAAAGAGGAGGAGGAAUUGAACGUUAUCGUUCGACGUAUGAUCGUCAUGGAGUUGAAGAGGCAUCGAAAGAAAGAACAGGCGAUGUUGAAGAAGUCUCAUUCCGAUACGGAGAACGUACUCGCAAGAAAAAGGCGCAACAACGGAAACAGAACAGGUCUGUUCGGCGUCAAAGGCCAAACGUUUUUCCGAGAUUUGCUGGAGCUGGAGGAAAGUCUGCGGAGUAGUAUCGACAACGCGUCAGACAGCCAAUCCGCCAUAGUCGACGAAAGGAUCGCGAAACGCCAAGAUCACGCGGAACAAGAUGGAAAUGGUUCAAAGAACGACGUACAGAACGACGUGACGUUGGUCGAUCGUGCACGCGACUCGAUAGAUUCGAUGGCAACCAGCACCUGCAAGAUCCACUCGAAUAUUCAGCUGGAAAGAAAAGUCAAUGCGCCUUGCCUGAGGGACGCCGUGGCGGAACGAUCGAUCGGGCCUACAAAAAUGUUGACGACCGAUCGGCAGAACCAGGUGAGCAAAUCAACGCAGACAGAAUACGUCUACGUAAUACGAGCAGUGAGAAGUUGUCCCGUUCGAAGGAGGCGACUUCCACUGCACUUGCAGCUACAUCGACUGGUAUCGGGUCGUGAUGCAGUUUGUUCUAAAACGGCUUACGCGAGUUUGGAUUUGUCGACAUACAUCUUUCGAAAAGCUUCGGAUAAUCUCAUUUACGAAAAGGGUAAAGCUAGUCUCAGUCCUAGCUACAUUCCUAGCCCAGAAAGACAUCGAUGGAAAUACGUGACGCCAAGCAGAGCCAAAUGA
Molecule: messenger RNA, 2103 nt
Organism: Bombus pyrosoma
Lineage: Eukaryota; Metazoa; Arthropoda; Insecta; Hymenoptera; Apidae
Exons: 5
Coding region: 1-2103 (700 amino acids)
Source: RefSeq, a predicted model, not a curated record